AUGCAGCCAAAGCGUCGCAAGCAGCGCGGCAAGCGCAAUCGCUUCGUCGAUGCUCCCUCAACUUUCUUCCAAAACGAAGGCACAGACAUGGCGACUGACAGCGGCGUCGACACAGGAGGGGGCCAGGCGCAACCAUUGCGCUCCAUGAACAUGAACGCAUUCUCGUCACAGCCAAACUCACGGCAGGCACCUCGAUUACAAAACACUCAAAAGACGGCUCUGGGCAAUGGAGCUGCCGGUGGCGGCUGGGCAUUCGGCGCGCCUUCAUCUGGAGGAGCGUUCGGAGGACUUGGUGGUGCUCCUGGUCUAGGACCUAGCCGACCAGGACAGCUUUCAGGCUUCGCACAAGUCAUGGGCGGUGGAAGUGGUCAAGGACCAAUCGACAUGAGUGAGUUCCCAUCGCUCUCCGGUCCACCAGGUCAGCAACGCCCACAGCAGGCCAACGUCGGCUGGAACAGCAGCGUCAUCCGCCAACCAGCGACCCAGCAACCGCAAGCUGCGCCGCAACCUCAAGCUCAAGCACCCACCCAGCAGCCGCGGGCUCCAUCUGCCGCACCAUCUCAACAGUCGCUUGACCAGUUCGAUGGCCAGCGCUCGCAGCAGGCGUCAACUGAGCGCAGCGGCGGUGGCGACGAGUUCCCACCACUCAGCGGCCAGAUCAGCAGUGAGAACCAAGGACAGACGAACGGCUUUAACAGCGGCAUCACGUCUCCUCUCGGCCCCAGCUCGCAACCCAUCGGACAGCCGAUCCAACAGCCAAGCCGCGACCCCUCAUCUACCUUUCCGCAGCCUCAGCAAGCCCCCAUCGGCCCAGCGCCUCCGGCUCCAUCUCAACAGACGCAAUCAGGCCAGAGCGCUCAAACUGGCGAAGGCUUCACCCCAUGGUACGAGCAAGAUGAGUUUCAGCGGUUCGGUCUGGAAGCGUUGAACAACAAACUGGAAGCUGCACGUGGCAACGUCGACAUCUCAAUGCCAAACAUUGAGAAGAACGUCGCCAUGCUGCAAGGCCAGUCCCUCGACUUCCACGACAUGGAUCUCGAUUCGUCCGAGCCCAUCAUCAACUCGUUCAGUGUCUUUCCAGACAGUGAGUGGGAUGCACGCCCUGUCGUGCCGGCGUUCAGCCUCCCCGACUCGUAUCAGGUCAAGAACGUGCCACCAGCGAUUGGCAGAGUGGAGUCAUUCACUGACGACACGCUGUUCAAGAUCUUUUUCGAGGAGCCUCGCUCGAUCCUCUCUGAGACUGUCGCCACGGAGCUCACGACUCGCGAGUGGCGCUGGCACAAGGUGCUCCGGAAGUGGCUGCAGAAAGAGGGAGUCACUUCUUCUUGCACCGCUCCGCUCAUCGACUUCGCUACUCACAUCCCGCCAGGCACGGCUCCUACGCAAGUGACCGAGCGGGUUGAGCGUGGUGUCUACAUCCUCUACGAGAACAAGACCGUGCAGCGGGAGCGUCGCGAGAUCACGCUCGACUUUGCCGACAUCGACACUCGUCACAUGGGUCCCACUCUGCUGUCAGCCAUCAACAUGGGUGCGAGUCCUCUGAGCGGAGCGCCAACUCAUGGCGGUCAAGUGCCAGGUGCUAGCCGUUGA
Molecule: messenger RNA, 1590 nt
Organism: Zasmidium cellare ATCC 36951
Lineage: Eukaryota; Fungi; Ascomycota; Dothideomycetes; Mycosphaerellales; Mycosphaerellaceae
Exons: 3
Coding region: 1-1590 (529 amino acids)
Biological process (GO): nuclear-transcribed mRNA poly(A) tail shortening; regulation of DNA-templated transcription
Cellular component (GO): P-body; CCR4-NOT core complex
Source: RefSeq, a predicted model, not a curated record